GGAGCGCGGGACGCCAUGGCCGAGCGGCUGUCGGAGGAGCAGAUCGCCGAGUUCAAGGAGGCUUUUUCCCUUUUCGACCGGGACGGCGACGGCUGCAUCACCACCAAGGAGCUGGGCACCGUCAUGCGCUCGCUGGGGCAGAACCCCACCGAGGCGGAGCUGCAGGACAUGGUGGGCGAGGUGGACGCCGACGGCAGCGGCACCAUCGACUUCCCCGAGUUCCUCUCGCUGAUGGCGAGGAAGAUGAGGGACUCGGACAGCGAGGAGGAGAUCCGCGAGGCCUUCCGCGUCUUCGACAAGGACGGCAACGGCUACAUCAGCGCGGCGGAGCUGCGGCACGUCAUGACCAACCUGGGCGAGAAGCUGACGGAUGAGGAGGUGGACGAGAUGAUCAAGGAGGCCGACUGCAACAACGACGGGCAGGUCAACUACGAGGAGUUCGUGAGGAUGAUGACGGAGAAGUGACCUUCAUCCCCGGCCCGC
Messenger RNA from Oxyura jamaicensis (ruddy duck), 483 nucleotides. Its product is annotated as calmodulin, striated muscle. Gene Ontology annotation, biological process: regulation of ryanodine-sensitive calcium-release channel activity. The record is from RefSeq and is a predicted model, not a curated record. Lineage: Eukaryota; Metazoa; Chordata; Aves; Anseriformes; Anatidae. The transcript has a single exon. Bases 16 to 465 code for a protein of 149 amino acids. Gene Ontology annotation, molecular function: calcium ion binding.